AUGGAUGAUAUUUACAAGGCAGCGGUAGAACAACUAACAGAAGAACAAAAAAAUGAAUUCCGUGCAGCUUUUGACAUCUUUGUGCAAGAUGCAGAGGAUGGGUGCAUCAGUACAAAAGAAUUGGGCAAGGUAAUGAGAAUGCUUGGACAUUGUCCAACCCCUGAGGAGCUGCAGGAGAUGAUAGAUGAAGUGGAUGAAGAUGGAAGUGGCACUGUGGACUUUGAUGAGUUCUUGGUUAUGAUGGUCCGGUGUAUGAAGGAUGAAAGCAAAGGAAGAUCAGAAGAGGAAUUAGCAGAAAUUUUCCGGAUGUUUGACAAGAAUGCUGAUGGUUACAUAGACCUGGAAGAGUUGAAGAGUAUGUUAACAUCAACUGGAGAGACCAUCACAGAGGAUGACAUUGAGGAAUUAAUGCUAGAUGGAGAUAGAAAUAAUGAUGACAAAAUUGACUACGAUGAAUUCAUGGAAUUUAUGAAAGGAGUUGAAUAA
Molecule: messenger RNA, 486 nt
Organism: Nanorana parkeri
Lineage: Eukaryota; Metazoa; Chordata; Amphibia; Anura; Dicroglossidae
Product: troponin C, slow skeletal and cardiac muscles-like
Exons: 6
Coding region: 1-486 (161 amino acids)
Molecular function (GO): enzyme regulator activity; calcium ion binding
Source: RefSeq, a predicted model, not a curated record